UCGCUGACCCUUCUAACCAGUUGAUCCGAACCCACCGACUGCCGCCUGUUAUAAACUUAACCCAAAGAGACGCGCCUUUUAUUUGUUGUGCAUUGUUGUGAUUGUGACUGAAGUUACGUGUGAGUGUUUGUGGUGUAGCCUAGUGAGUGCUGUUAAUUCAGCAGAAAGUUAUUUAUUUGCUACUAUUGUAGUGAAUUUUCCCGCGCAACAACAUAGUCUGGCUGAGAACACGUUCCAUUACGACAUAGAGUGAUGGGAGGCGCCAUGGAUAGCUGUGGUCGGUGUAUGAAGUUCUCCUUAAUAUGCAUAAAUCUAGUCACAUUUAUCGGCGGUCUGCUAGCGCUCGCGCUAGGCGCGUGGGUGUGGGCGGCGCGCUCCUUCUCCUCCACUCUACUCAGCAACAACCUGUUCAUCGCGUCGGUGGCCGUGGUGCUGGUGACCGGCGUCGCCAUCAUGGCGCUGUCCGUGCUGGGCUGCUGCGGCGCCGCGAAGGAGGUCAAGUGUAUGCUGCUCACGUACUACAUCCUGGUGUUCAUAAUCUUCGUGCUGAUGCUGGUGGGCGGCGUGAUGCAGUUCGUGUUCCGGGAGAAGCUGGCGGACUCGCUGGACCGCGAGCUGUACGCCGCCGUGCCGCUGUACGGGCAGAAGCACAAGUAUACGCAGGCGUGGGACGACACACAAACGUUCCUGCAGUGCUGCGGCGUGCGCAGCUACAAGGACUGGAACGAUAAUAUCCCGGACAGCUGCUGCAAGGAGGUGUAUCCAGGAAAGCGGCUGGACUGCAAGUACUCGCCCAACCCGACGACGAUGCACAUGGAGGGCUGCCUGUCCAAGACGGAGGAGCUGCUGCGCGGCAACGCGGCCUACGUGGGCGCCGUCGCCGUCAUCGUCGCUUUUAUCAUGUUGCUGGGGAUGAUCUUGGCUUGCUGCUUAUUCGUGAAGAUAGAGUGAGCUGAUAGAAGGCCACCUGUGACUUGAUUCUAAUCUAAUUAUUGAUUAAUAAGUGUUCUUAUUGACUGCUUCGUAACGAUCUGUUGUGAUAUUUUCAUCGUGAUUUGUGUCUCAUCGCGUACCAAUUAUAAAAUUUUAUAAACUUUUUUUAAUUUAUUCAGAAGUAAACUGGCAUUUACUUACCUACAUAUUAAAUAACGUUGAUGUGAUCAGA
Plutella xylostella (diamondback moth) is the source of this 1165-nucleotide messenger RNA. RefSeq names its product CD151 antigen. Gene Ontology annotation, cellular component: plasma membrane. NCBI's taxonomy places the organism in Eukaryota, Metazoa, Arthropoda, Insecta, Lepidoptera, Plutellidae. The record is from RefSeq and is a predicted model, not a curated record.